This is a messenger RNA of Eriocheir sinensis (Chinese mitten crab), 904 nucleotides long. RefSeq lists its product as uncharacterized. The record is from RefSeq and is a predicted model, not a curated record. The transcript is spliced from 4 exons. Lineage: Eukaryota; Metazoa; Arthropoda; Malacostraca; Decapoda; Varunidae. Gene Ontology annotation, molecular function: protein dimerization activity. Bases 1 to 483 code for a protein of 160 amino acids.
AUGGUGGAGGAAGUAGUCGGUGUGGAUGACGUGCGAGCUGGUGGUGACGUCUUCGACCUAAAGGCCAGGGAAGUGAAGUCCAUAGGCUGGAGUGCAGUGGGAGACAGCAAUGGUGACUUGGUCGGGCGGUACAGCCAGGGGAGAAGCAGCAAGGAGCCCAGACACGCAGCUUUCCCAGUGAGACGAAGGACCAGUAGAGAGAGAGAGAGAGAGAAGUGGGCAGUGGCCGGCCAGUGCUGCACACCGACUCCACCUCUCAUCGCCCAGAUCCUUGCGGUACUGCCGGUGUCCGCUGCGGAGGCCGAGCGGACCUUCAGCAAGGUCACCAGGACGUUGACCGAGGUCCGGGCGACAAUGGGGGAGGAACGUUUGGAGGCGCUGGUCAUGUGCCAAACGCACCGCGACCUUCUCCCAGCCUCCGAGAAGGUGGUCGACUUCUUUAUGAAGUCUGGCUCUGGCACUCGCCGAGCGCAGCUGAAGUGAUAGACUACUGUGUCAUCUGGACUGGACAACGACAUUUGGCUCUUGCGAGAGUAGGUCCGAUUUUUCAAAGAGGCACAACUGCAUAAACAUCGUGUUUUUGUCUUUAAUACGCUCGUACAUGUAUGACAUUUAGACGUGGGGAUUUCAGUUAUGAUGAUAGAAAUAGGCCUAUAAGCCAUACUACGAGCAAAGCAAACACGAGCAAACAUAAUUGCAUCUGAGCAUUUCAUUAUUAUUUAUUAUAUCGCAUGACAAGUGUAUAUGGUAAAGGUCAAAAUUUACAUAUGGAGGCAAGAAGACGGGGUUGUCAAGAUUAAAAAAGGUCAAGGCUGAUGAAAGCAAUGUUUUUAAAUAUUACGAUGUGAUUAUUGUGAUUCUUAUAUGUUAUAUAUUAAUAUAUGCUUAAUAAAGACCAAAAGUA